Neolamprologus brichardi is the source of this 8947-nucleotide messenger RNA. The record is from RefSeq and is a predicted model, not a curated record. Lineage: Eukaryota; Metazoa; Chordata; Actinopteri; Cichliformes; Cichlidae.
GGAUCACAGACUCUUGUUGUCAGUCACUUUCCCGGCGAACAGACGGCAGCAGCAACAGCAGCAGGCGGAGCGGAGACGGCAACCCCCCCACACUCACACAUCUACCCCACCCCUUUCAAAAAAAAAAAAAAAAAAAAAAACGGAGGCAGGAGGGGAACAAAACCUUGCGGGACACCUGUGCUGCUGGAUUCCCUCUUUUGGGGCUUUCAUGAACAUUAUUAGAAACCUAAAUUCACACCCAGUUUUUGGGUUAUGUGGACGAGCAGCGGAGAUCAGUAAAACUGGGAUGUAGACGCAGAAAAAAGCGGCCAAAUCUGCUUCGAUUGGACUGUGGCGAAGCCGUCGGCGGCACCACCAGUAGCACCAGCACCAGUAUUGGUCGGUCGGCGGAUGGAGAUGCGUUGUGAAGGCGGAGGGAUGAUGAUGAUGAUGAUGAUAUAGCAGGUUGCUGCAGGGUCGUGCCGCAUUGCCUGGCCGCCGCGAGCGACGCCGGGGAGUCGGUGAUGCUGUCGUCGUCAUUGUGCCACAGAAAGAGAGAGAAAGAGAGGAGAGGCUCUGACAUGGAGGGAAGCGGCUGUCUGUCGACUCCGAGCUCAGGCCGCCCGGAUCAGCAGGUUGGAUGUACCGCCUGAAGGCUGGAGGACCUGAUUCAUGAUAUACAUGGUGGGAAAUUCUGAUAAAGUUGAAUUCUUUGUGGUGGAACUGAUUUUUUUUCUGUGCGCAAAAAGUGAAUGGCCCAUAUGUUGAUUAUGCAUCACAGGAGCAUCAUAGCAGCUGCGUGUGUGCCAGUUCAGGGUGGAUUACGUCUACAGAGCAGCAGGCCUCCAUCUGAAGUCAGCUACUGAUCAGGAAAGCGUGAAGAAAACACUUCAGUAUACUUUCUUACCCUGUUGCUGCUCCGGGGGUAACCAUUUGUACUGGUGUUUCAUUGGAAGCUGGUGUGUUGUGAUCCCCCGUGGAGGGACAGCUGUUGCAAAAGAUGACUCACUUACAGGCUGGUUUGUCUCCAGAGACCCUGGAGAAGGCCAAGGUAGAGCUGAAAGAAAACCCUGAGACUUUACACCAGGACAUCCAGGAGGUCAGGGACAUGAUCAUCACCAGACCGGACAUCGGGUUCCUCAGGACAGACGAUGCGUUUAUCCUCAGAUUCCUCCGAGCCAGGAAAUUCAAUCACUUCGAGGCGUUCCGGCUGCUGGCACAGUAUUUUGAGUACAGACAGCAAAACCUAGACAUGUUCAAGAACUUGAAAGCAACUGACCCAGGCAUUAAGCAGGCCCUGAAGGAUGGUUUCCCUGGCGUGCUCUCCAAUCUGGACAGAUAUGGCAGGAAAAUAUUGGUCCUGUUCGCUGCCAACUGGGACCAGAGCAGAUACACGUUUGUGGACAUACUGAGGGCUAUCUUGCUGUCACUGGAAUCUAUGAUAGAAGAUCCCGAGCUGCAGGUCAACGGCUUCAUCCUCAUCAUUGACUGGAGUAACUUCACCUUCAAGCAGGCAUCCAAACUGACUCCCAGCAUGCUGCGACUGGCGAUUGAGGGACUACAGGACAGUUUUCCUGCCAGAUUUGGAGGGAUCCACUUUGUGAACCAGCCCUGGUACAUUCACGCUCUCUACACCGUCAUCCGACCCUUUCUUAAAGACAAGACAAGGAAGAGGAUUUUCAUGCAUGGUAACAACCUAAACAGCCUCCAUCAGCUCAUCCACCCAGAGAUCUUGCCAUCGGAGCUUGGUGGGAUGAUGCCACCCUACGAUAUGGGGACAUGGGCUCGAACACUGCUGGACCACGCAUAUGACGAGGAGACUGACUACUGUCCAGAGUCCUACACCCUAUCAGUACAAGACCUGGAGAGAGACCUGGAGAAAAACCUUUCCCCAAAGACCAUGAAGAGGUCUCAGUCGGUGGUGGAACCGGGAGUCCUGAAGCGACCAGACAAAGUCAAGAGCGAAGAAGACAACAUGCAGCCGCUGCUUUCGCUGGACUAAACCGUGCAGUCACAGCUCAAAAGCAUACUCAAAUCAAUAUUUACACACACAAAUACACUGACUUACUGUGCACAAGCAACACGCGCCCUGAAAAACACCUUCCUCCAGGAAAUGCUGCUGCUGCUACUGUUGGAUUCACGUUUUUUCUCCAAAUCAAUGAAAAGCAAACAGCAAGAGAUGAGAAGGACAUUUCCUCAGACUUAAGGGCAUCCUAAGAGCUACUGAUGGUGUUCUAUAUAUUUAUUUAUUUAGUUAUUUGUCAAGUGCCAAUUCCAGAAACUGUAAAUUAACGUCUUUAAACAAUCCAGUAUGGAGCAGGGAAGAGACGCUCAAGAGAGUGAGUUGUGAAAGUAUAGAGUGUUUACUGCACUUGUACAGGAUACAGAUGAUAAAGAAUGUGGAAAACUGAUCAUGAAACUUCAAAGAGGGCUUGGGGCCAGAGCUCUUGAGCUACAGUUUUUCCUUUUUUUGUACAGUAAUUUGAGGAAAAAUGCCCCAUAUGGGCAAGAAGCACGGCUCAGGAUCUGCAGCAGUGAUGGCGAUCAGCUUGUUUAACCUCCUGGACCCAAACUGGCAAACAGGCAGUGGGUUUACUGGGAGUUUACUGGGUGUUUACUGGGGGUUUGGCAUCUUUCCUGUGAAAACAAUGGCCGAACUCUUGGUUCUCACUCCAGUUAUCUCUUGGAAAAGCAAACCCCCCUUUACGGUAAGAGUUGGCUCUAUGUAUCAUUUGUUUUUUUUGUUUUGUUUUUCCUUUUAGUCAUUCUCUCGCUUGUUUCUGACCCAUAUGUCACAGAGCACAGCACUGUCUUCUGCCAUUAGGGAUAACACAAAGCUGCUGUCUCUUAUUUUUAACAUAGACUCACAUAAUUACAUAUUUGUUUGGGAGACCAAAGAUGUAUUUUCUGAAUUUCGAUGGACAAAUAAAUGAGGCAAAACUUUGUAGAAGCAGGGAAAGGCCAAGUGUAUUAUCUUCUCCUGUGACGUUGUGACACAUUUGUUGGAUGUAAUGGCAUUAACGAGCUUCUGAAAACAUAUUACCAUCAUUUUAACAAGGUAUGCAUAUUAGUAUUAUAAGAUAUUUAGAGAUUAAAGCAUCGCAUUGGUAUGUUUUUUUAGAAAUCACAUUUACGUUAUACAUUAUUGUUGACCGAUUAUUUUCUCCUGUAUACAACAAAGGCAGACUUUUUCCUUUUUUAAACGAUCCCAGGCUGCCAUUCACAGUUUUUAAAUCCAUUUGAACUUAUUAUUAGUAUUUUAUAAGGCAUUUAAAAACCAGCUAUUUGUAGUAUGACACCCUAUAAUUACCAGAUUAAUCUGAAGAAUUAAAAUGCCCACAUCACUGUUUGAUGAGAAAAUUAUUCCAUUACCACUGUCAGGUAGUGCAAAUUUUAUCCUUUUUGUGCUAAGUGCUUGGUUUGCAGCAUCUUUAAGGAGACCCUCUGAAGCAUGAGAGAGCUGUUAGAACAUCCUGACAGCACCUGAAUGCACCGAGACAUUUUCAAUGAGGUAAUUGGUUAACUUCAAUAAUUUAACAAUUCAGCUGAUAAUGACACGCAGUGAUUAAUAAUUUAUUAAAUCCUGGAUUAAAGUUAAUUGUAUUGUUAGAAUGGCUGCAGUUAUUUUCUGUACAGGGCAGUUAAAAGGCUUGUAUUAAGUCCUAUUUCAGGCUGUCACUGAAGUGGUAACAGAGACUCCACUUGACAUUUUAAAAGGAUAUUAAGGCAAACAAGUGGGCAGAUUUUGUUUGUUAAUGACUAAAGUCAAAACUAUCCCUAUAAACAGAUAUCUGUAUAAUAAUAUGCAUGAAACCAUUCCUUGUUUCCAACGGAUAAUCACAUUUGAGUUUGUAUGCAGCCAGGUAAAAAGUCAGUGAAGCAAUCAACUGUAGACUGAUGAUAAUGUCUCUAUUAUUAGAUGUCUUAUUUCAAAGAUUCAGUUCAGCAGUCUAGCUCAUAGGUUCACCAACUGUAGUCAAAGUAAUACCAGCUGUCUGCUGCAUUUGAACCCUUUAACAUCCUGAAGCUCUGUCCAGCAAAAAAAAAACCAAAUUCCCCCUUAUGAUGUUCCGCUUGUUUUACUUUUGCCUCUUUCACUUUGUUUAUUCCAUCCUUUGUGUUUUUUAGAUGGAGAAGGCUAACUAUAGAUACCAGGAAAUAACAAUAACAUAGUGCACUCAAAAUUAUGAUUUUUGAAGUGAUCCUCCUAAAAAGAAUCAGUUUAAACGCUGAUGAUGUCAUUAUUAUAUGUAUGGCACAGUCAGCGUUUACUCGAGUUCAGAGAAAAGUGUAACUUUCAAGUGCAACAUUUUAUACUAAAUUAUAAGAUUAAUUACUUUAGCAGUCAGAAAAUCGGGAACUGUCCUUUAGAAAAUAGUAUUUAAACUGAUACAGUUUGUUAAGUGUAGCCCUGAAGCAGUCUGACAUACUUAAGUUUAGGUUCUUCCACAUCAACUAUUCACCACGGGCACACGAAGUGCAAAGGUGUGACAACCAAAUGUUAAAAAGGUGGAGAGCACAUCGGGAAGGAAAUACGCGCCUCUGAUGGGCAGAGCAGCAGAGUGAGGCUGGCAAACAGACAGCCGAGCAGAUCACAGAAUAAAGGCCGGCAGGCAGGGGAGCGUGAGGUGGCCCGCUGCAACGAGAGCAGACAGCUGGAAUGUUAAACUAUCACACCAGCGCACACGACAUGUCAGCCCCGCUUACCGCAGCUCAGAGGCUCUACAGGCUGUAUCCUGUGCAAAGUCGAGUCAGACUUGUUCUUAAUGGUUCCUCCUUCGGCUCAGUGUGAUCUGUGUGCUUCCACUGAGGUUUAACAUCAAACACAGAGAGAUAAUAAUCUGGCAGUGUGAUGGCGAUACUGUGUUUUUACUGAAUAUGUGAUCAGCCUGAUCCUCUAAGAGCAGACAGUAGCUACAGAAACAGUUUGAAUAGGCUGUCAUGACACCUAGUAUUGUAUGAUUAAGUCCAUUGUAGGGUCUGAUUAAAUUUUUAUUAUUAUAAAUUCAACCUUUGCUGAAUCUACUGCUCGAACUUUGUGUUCAAGGAGUAAAUUAUUUAUUUUCAGAAAGAGGCACAUAAUAUAGAGUUCAGACCAAACUUAGAUUUCCACAAGGUGUUCAGGUGUAUGAUAUAUCUGUGCAAGAAUUUUGCCAUUUGUACAAUUACUCAUUAUGACAAAAUCCAUAAAAUAUACAAUUGGUUCAAUAUUUUUUUCAUGCAACUAAAAUGCUGUGGAGCUUAUUUGGAACCAACCCGAUUAGUCAUCAUAUGCUAAAUGCAUUCAUUAUUUUAUUAUAUAACUGACCUUGGAUCUGUUAUUAAUAAUCCACUCAUACUGCUGCCAAUACAUAGUCAUCCUAGUACGUCAAAUGUUGUCUUUUUGUCUGUGCUGUUGCACAAAUACCUAAAAGCUGCCCUCUGACGUUGGUAGCUUGACACAUCGGCUGUGGCAGAAUGAGACAUGAACAGACAGUGGUCCUGUUUUUGCAGAGCAGCAGAUAGACAGUGGUGGAGUGACUCACCCAGGAGACCGCUGUCCACAUUUUAUUUUGCUUCGUUUGCACUCACUUUUUACGUUAAUAGGCUGGUUAAGUUUAGGCAUCUCAAACUCCUUUUUUAGUCCAGUUGGCUAAGACGAUAUCUUGAUUUGUUUUUAAAUAUGCCAUUUGCAACAGUAAGCCUGGACAUGUAGGUAAUCCAUAUAAAUCUGAUGAAAAAAGGUAUUUUAGAAGCACCCAUACAUAACCACUUGGGUGUGACAGACCUGUUGUAUUAUGGCACAGGUGGCAACGAACACCGUGUGCAUAACUGUGAGACUUCAGCUGCUUUCUCAAAAUGGCAAUAUUUGAUGCCCAAGGAAGUAGAAAGGAGUAUCUCUCCUGACAUCCCAUAAAACCAACAUCAGUAUUUCCUCUUUUGUAGAUGGAGACAACUUAAAUGAGUAUAUUUUGUUGUGUGAUGUAAUUGUCUUCGUUUGUCACCAAGUAAAACUACUAAGAAAACCACAAGCAGUACAAGGCUUCUAGAAAACUGGCUGAUGUAAUUGUUUUAGCAUCAGUAUUUGGUUUAAUUAUAAUGCUGAUAUUUGUAGACAGAAAACAAGAGCUUUGAUUUGUUGAAGCAUGUUAAAGGCUUGUGCUGGACAGCGGAGAACAAACAUAUACUCUUAACUACAAGCUCUAAACCAUAGGCAAUUAUUUGACAUUAAUUCAGGAUGUUACUUGAUUUUUAAAAAUUCAUAUUUAACUGUGUUUUAAAAAAAGCACAGGGAACAGUCAGAUAUUGACCAGUGUCCACAAAGGCUGUCUUCAGGUGAUAGUCGAUAGAUUCCCAGAUUGAUUCUGAUGUCGCUGACAGCGGUAGUGCUUUUGCAGCCACAGUUCUUAGUUCAAAUGCCCCCGUGUUCUCUUUCCUGAGAAACAAACAUUGUCGUCAAUAUAUUUCUCCCAUUUUAAAUAUGAUUAUGGAAUAAAUACAGCAAAAGACAAAGGUCAUCAUCAUUUAUUUCUCAUGUAUUGCAAAAUUUGAAGGUUGACAUACCUGCUAAUUUGUCUUUUUAAGCUAUAACUGACCAAUCACUGUUCAGGGGAUGGAUUAAUGAGAAGAUCAGUUCUCUGUAAAACCCAGUUUAGUCAGCUACAACUAGGUUUUUCUGCAACUGCUGCUUGCUGGGUUUUUGUUUCUGAGAGUAAAUACAAGUCAAGUUCAAUCUAGACAUUUUUAUUAACAACAGCUAAAAAACAUUUUUAAAAUGAUCAUAAUCAUUUCUUCAACAUUGAACUCUAUUAAAAGGAAACUGCUUUUGAUACACUACAAUGAUUGCAUCAUUAAAAGUCAUUUUAAGGGAAGAAACAUAAUAUGUGUUAUUUGAACUCCUUUUGUGAAGGCAGCACUCUUUCUUUGCGGGAUUUUAGUGCCAAAGGUCCCUUUGAGUUCUCGGUGCUUAUGACUGUGACAAAAAGGGAUGAAAAUUAUAGAAGAUUGCACUGGCAUCAUUAUCUGAACCUGCACACUGUCGUAUUUCCUUCAGAAAACUCCAGAUAUGCUAUCAGCCUUAAUCACAAAAUGGCGCUGAAGCAGUAAAGAGGCAGCGCAGAAUCAGACAUGUGAGAUGAAAAGGAUUAGGUAAGCGCUGCCUACCACAACUUCUGACUGACAGCCAUGCUUCUGUGAUUACUUUAUCCAAAUUCACCUGCAGAAUAAUUGCAAAUACAAAUUUAAAAGUACAUUUCAUUCAUGUGAGAUUUAUUUGCAGUCAACCCAGGUUAAGCCUAAAUGUUUUGCAGCAAUCUUUGAAAGCAUCAAAGAUUGGGGAAAAAUGUGAUCCACUUAAAUAUCAUGCUUUGUGUUACAGACCACAAGUCACAGGGGAGGGUUACCACAUACCUGCUUGGCUGUUUAAUCAUCCUUUUAAUUCACAUUUUAAGACAGCAACUUCAUUCAUCAAUGACAUCUUUUGAUGUUUCUGAUGAGUCGUUCAGACGUUGGUUAAUAAUUAGGAUUAAUACAUAAGGCAUGGUCCAUGUACCAUUUUAUGCAGAUAACAAUAAUUCUGACAGCGGAAGGCCUCACUGUACUUUGUUGUUGCAUGUUGAUUUGUUCAGCUUGUUCAAUACAAACACACACUUUCACACAGUUAAUUACUAGCAAUGUAAUCACAUCAACUCCUGCUAUUUUUCAUCUUUAACAGGAAUAUAAUGGUGUGUAAGUGCCAGUGUAGCUAAACAAACUAAACAGUAAGUGAGAGGAUGGGGUCAAUAUUCAACUAAAUAACUCCAAGUCUCUGAGACUAAAAUGGUUAUCCUGCAAGAAACAAAUCACAAAACUAUGGAUGGUGCGCCAUUAUUAAUUCAUUUACUGGUUUAUUUUAGUCUUUCUCACAAAUUUACAGCUUUAACCUGGUUUACUUCCCUGCCUGGGUUCAUUCUUAAGUAUCGAGUUCAGCACACUUCAUCACAGCAGCAUUUCACAAAUGUGUCCUUUUCUGAUGUUUGUUGUCAGUGCUGGAAUUAGUGCACUACUAAUGAGGUAAAAGUCUAGAUUUGUUAUCAGUAUCAGUGCAGAUGUCAAAAAACAAACCUGAACUGUAUUUUCAGACCAUUCAUACUUAGAGUAUAAAUGGUCACAAUAGUUACUUGAGUAGACCAACUUCUGGCAGUCAUGAGGAUUUUUCCAAGAGCACUUUGCAAGUUUAAAAUUAUCAGUCACACUCCAAACAACAAAGUCUAAUCACCUUUUGUUCACACUACAAUAGAAAGCUGUUGUCAUCGAGUAUUUUAGUUGCUGGUUUUGUUCGCUAGAUGUUGUGGAUAUAUUUUUCACAGUUGUAAAACUCAUGCAGUAGAACAGAGCCAAUACAGUCUGAAUAAGAGAUUCAGGAGAAAAUGUAAAGAUUACUACCAUAAACGUUCACCCACACACACACACACACACACAUGGUCACUCACACAGCCACUGUAGAUGCUUCCAGUUGUUAGGAUAAAAAGUUUACAUGAACUAAACAUCUGUAUACUGCUUGAAUAUAGCUAAACUGUAUCUCACUCAGAGCGUCCUGCAGGUUCACUGAUUAUUUUUAAGGUUAAUGUUGGUAUCAGAGGUUGUUUUGUUCAGUUGUAAAUCUAAAUAGAAUGAAAUGAGACACAGUGUUUUAUUACAGAUAUACUUUAUCGGGUGAUGCUUUGUGCUUUACCACACAUGCAAGACUUUUUCUUUUCCCUUGUCAGUAUUUUAUUAAAAUUGCUAUCUAUCUUGUUUAUUACACAGAUUGUUGUAUGAAGUGUAUACAGAAAUAUGAGUUUAAGAUCUGUUCUUAUUUAAGAAAUUCAGCAUUUCGAAUGUUAUUUCUGUGUUAUUGUUAUGUCAUUCCUACUGAUUGUUGGAUCAAAGUAUUGCUGGGCACAUUCAGACACCAGCUAUAAGAGAUGUAACAGUAUAUCAGGCUUUGGGCUUUUAAAAAAAUCAUCCC